AUGAGCCUUUUUCAUUCACGUGUCUCUCCGGCUUCGCCCUGGAAAUCACAGACCGCCCCUACAUGUCAUCGACAGCUCCCUGUCCAAAAACGGUUUGCCUCGACUGGACAUACCCGCCAAGGAAUGCCUCGUUGGUUGCCGGUCGCUAUUGCUAUUACUAUUCCUCUGGCAUUCUAUAUGUCUAGGGGAGACAGACAGGUUGGCCCCGUGAAAGGUGCGGAAGCAAACCAAGAUGUGAAUCAAACUAGUCAAGUUCAACCUUCAAACAUUAGAUUCUCUGAACCCUACGAUCAGCCUCGUGCGGUGGGCGAAAAGGGUUUCCAUGGAAGCAUUUCAUCUAAGCAGGAGGGCCUUUCCAACACAGACACCUUGAAUCCACACAUUAACGAGCCGGGCAAGAGCCAGAAGGGCGAAGGGGAAGUGGAAACCGCAAAGGUCAAGGGUACUGUUAGUACUAAUCGUCCGCAGGUGUAG
Molecule: messenger RNA, 474 nt
Organism: Penicillium manginii
Lineage: Eukaryota; Fungi; Ascomycota; Eurotiomycetes; Eurotiales; Aspergillaceae
Exons: 3
Coding region: 1-474 (157 amino acids)
Source: RefSeq, a predicted model, not a curated record